AUGGAUCCCCCGACCGUCAUUGCCAUUAAACGGGCUUUUCUCGAACUUGCCACGCGUCAAUUGGCCCAGCCGCUCACACCAUCGCGCACCUGGCAAAGGAGAAACAACUCGAGAGGAACCAUACGUGGUCGCGAUGCAGUAGCUAUCGAAAACAGCACCGGUGACAUCGGAGACGGUGGAAGGCGCAUACCUCCCAAAGUUAUCGACGAGGUCCUUGUGCGCACCAACCAGUUACUGUUGCUUCACUCUCGCCGUGUGCACACCUCAACGGCUGUCCGCCACGUUGCCGAACAACUGGACCAGCUCUACCAGGCUACUAGCGACGACCUGUUGGCCCUACCAAACGAUGCUGGCAGUGAAUCUCUUGACCGAGGAUCGGACUACAUAGCCUGGGACGAUUCCCAUGAGGCUGACAGACUACCGCUCGAGGCCCGCCGGUAUACAGAGCAGGUGGUGCAGCUGCAGGCGCUUGCACGUCAUCGGGCAGAAACAGCAGCACGUUCUCGUAACGCGUGA
Molecule: messenger RNA, 516 nt
Organism: Sporothrix brasiliensis 5110
Lineage: Eukaryota; Fungi; Ascomycota; Sordariomycetes; Ophiostomatales; Ophiostomataceae
Exons: 3
Coding region: 1-516 (171 amino acids)
Cellular component (GO): Mis6-Sim4 complex
Source: RefSeq, a predicted model, not a curated record